Molecule: messenger RNA, 840 nt
Organism: Phaedon cochleariae (mustard beetle)
Lineage: Eukaryota; Metazoa; Arthropoda; Insecta; Coleoptera; Chrysomelidae
Source: the annotation of a GenBank genome assembly
AUGUCUGACACAUACGCUGAAGACUUUUUCGUCAUCAACCGAUGGAUUUUGAAAUGUGCCGGUAUGUGGAGGCCGGAAACCAAAAACGAAAAUAUCCGAAUUCUCUACACGGCCUACGUUACGGGAAUUUUUUUGUUCGUGAAUAUUUUUUUCACCGGCACGGAAUUCUUGAGUUUGAUUUCCACUUUUGGUCAUGAGUAUGAUUUCAUUAAAAACGUCAGUUUUCUUUUGACCCACCUCAUGGGUGCAGUAAAGGUAGUUUUCUUCUAUUUCUGUGGGGAUAAACUGAAAAAAAUUAUGUCGACGCUGGAAAAUUCAGAGCUCCGGUACGGAAGUUGUCCCAAAAAGGGAUUCUUUCCAGGGGCAAUAUCUGAAAGUUUCAAAAAGGUGGGCAUAAGGUACACCCUGCUAUUUUUCAUGUUGGCUCACGCCACUCUGAUGUCAUCUUACGUGCCACCUCUAAUAACGGCUGUCCGGCAUAUCGAGGGAAACCUGGAAAAACCUCUGCCAGAACGGUUGCCUUACUACAGCUGGAUGCCCUUCAGAUUUGAUACUGCGGGACUUUAUAUCAUAGCAUUAGGCUAUCAGGCUAUUCCCAUGUUUUCUUAUGCUUACAGUAUUGUAGGUAUGGAUACUCUGUUUAUGAAUAUGAUGAAUUGCAUUGGUAUGAAUCUGGAAAUAGUGCAAGGUGCAUUCCUCACAGUUCACGAAAGAGUGUCAGAAAACAUUAUAGGACCAUUACUUUCACCAGAUGGACUGUACAACUCAGAAAAGUUAAGGAUAGCUUUGAAUCAUGAGAUGAAGAAGAUCAGCAUACAUCUCCAAAUUAUUUAUGAGUAA